Messenger RNA from Neltuma alba, 1862 nucleotides. Its product is annotated as putative receptor-like protein kinase At4g00960. Gene Ontology annotation, molecular function: protein serine/threonine kinase activity; ATP binding. NCBI's taxonomy places the organism in Eukaryota, Viridiplantae, Streptophyta, Magnoliopsida, Fabales, Fabaceae. Gene Ontology annotation, cellular component: plasma membrane. The transcript has 8 exons. The record is from RefSeq and is a predicted model, not a curated record. Gene Ontology annotation, biological process: defense response to bacterium; protein phosphorylation. Bases 6 to 1862 code for a protein of 618 amino acids.
CCACCAUGUCCGUCUUCAUCGUCCUCUCUCUCUUGGGAUUUCUGAGCUUCACACCCGAAGCUGCUCCAGAACCUAGAAGUUAUUCCUGUAGUGAUGGAAGCUAUUUCGGACCCAACAGUCCAUUCCAAGCCAAUUUGAAUUUCCUUCUCUCUUCCCUCACCUCCAACGCUUCUCUACCCGACGGUUACUACCGUACCACCGUGUCCCCGUCCACCCCUUCCACCAUCACCGGUCUUUUCCUCUGUCGCGGCGACGUCACCCCCGCCGUGUGCCAGCCUUGCGUUGCCGCUGCAUCCAAGGAGAUAAGACGCCUCUGCCCAAACCAAACAGAGUCCAUAAUCUGGUACGAUGUGUGUAUGCUUCGUUACACGAACGGGAACUUGAACCCCAUGGUUCCUUAUGUGAGUUUGAGAAACACCAACACCAUAGCUAGCUCGGAACGGGAUCGAUUCGACCGCGUGCUGUCGAACAUGUUGAAUAAUGUGACAGAAAAAGCAAAUAUCCAGACAGGGUCCACAGGGAAGAGGUUCGCUACGGCGGAAGUGAACUUCACGUCGUCGGAAACCUUGUACAGCCUCGCACAGUGCACUCCUGACUCGGCCGGCUCUCACGUUUCCUCUGAACCACUGGUUCCUCCUACUUCAGGAAGUAGAAAUAUCUCAAUGAUUGUUGCGAUUGUUGUUCCAAUUGUUGUUGCUUUGGCACUUCUCGUUGUGGGUUGUUGUUUCCUCCGUAAGAGAGCAAGCAAGAAGUACAACUCGUUCACAGAGGAUGCUGGGAUUGAUAUUUCAGAAAUAGAGUCUUUGCAAUUUGAAUUGGCAGCCAUAGAAGCUGCCACGAAAAAGUUCUCAGAUAAGAACAAGAUUGGCCAAGGUGGAUAUGGGGCAGUUUAUAAGGGCAUCCUUCCAAACGGACAGGAGAUAGCUGUGAAGAGGUUGUCGGUAACCUCCUUGCAGGGUGCUAUGGAGUUUAGAAAUGAAGCUGCUCUUGUGGCCAAACUUCAACACCGGAAUUUAGUGAGGUUGUUGGGAUUUUGCUUAGAAGGGCAAGAGAAGAUACUUAUCUAUGAAUAUGUCCCAAACAAAAGCCUCGACAGGUUCCUAUUUGAUCCUGAAAGGAAAACAAGACUAGAUUGGCCAAAACGCUACAAGAUUAUUGCAGGCAUUGCUCGAGGAAUGCUAUAUCUCCAUGAAGAUUCUCAACUUAGAAUAAUUCAUCGUGACCUCAAAGCUAGUAAUGUCCUACUAGAUGCUAGUAUGAAUCCUAAAAUCUCAGACUUUGGUAUGGCAAAAAUCUUCCAAGGUGAUCAGGCUCAAGCAAAUACAGGAAGAAUAGUUGGCACCUUUGGUUACAUGUCUCCAGAGUAUGCGAUGCACGGACAAUUUUCUGUAAAAUCAGAUGUGUUUAGCUUUGGUGUCUUGGUUUUAGAGAUUAUUACUGGCAAGAAGAACACUGAUUUGUACCAAUCACAUCAAGCCAAUGACCUCUUAAGCUAUGCCUGGAAUAACUGGACACGAAAAACACCUCUGGAGUUGUUGGAUCCAACACUGAGAGGUUCUUAUUCAAGAAAUGAAGUCAUAAGAUGUAUCCAUAUUGCUUUAUCAUGCGUUCAGGAGAACCCUUCUGACAGACCAUCGAUGGCAAAUAUAGUACUCAUGCUCAACAGUUACUCUGUUACUUUGUCAUUGCCUCGAAAGCCUGCAUCCUUACUGGGCAGAAGAACACCAAACAGGCAAAACAAUGUUGUUGAUUCUGACCAAUCUACAUGUUCGAUUCUAUGGUCUGAGCUCCGUUUUUGUAAGGUCUGUCUCAGUACUAUGACAGAGAAUGCGAAUAAUCUAAUUUUACGACGACGGAAGUGA